Molecule: messenger RNA, 2355 nt
Organism: Acaulospora morrowiae
Lineage: Eukaryota; Fungi; Glomeromycota; Glomeromycetes; Diversisporales; Acaulosporaceae
Source: the annotation of a GenBank genome assembly
UUUCGUACAUCCCUUCUGACGAAGUUAAAAUUGAAAUUAAAAACAAAGUUAUAAAGGCCUUCCCAAACGUAGAUGAAUUUUCAAUUGACCAGCUUGUUGAUGCGCUCGCCUUGAUUUGGAACAUUGAGACAGGGAAAUGUGAUUCUCCGGGUCCACAAAAUGACCCGUAUGUUAAACUGAAGGUGGAACCCUCCUUUUUCAAAGCACGAUUACCCCGAGGUAUAACCCAAAAAACUCUCACAACAGUUGAUCUGUGUCUCCCUUCUUAUGAAUCUGGAACAGUGAACUAUCAUAAUCCCUUUUAUGAUGAUCAGCAAUUCAAAGAAGCAGUUUCUUUUGUGAAAGAAAAGAUCGAAAAUAAUAUUGGAGACAUAGUUGUGCUUGCCGGAGUUUCAGGUGGUGGAAAAACAUCGACAACGUUUGGAAUAGCUAUGCAACGUUGGUCCAUAUAUAUUGAAUUUUCUCCUAGCGCAGGAACGUAUGAUGACCAUGUAGGGAGAGAGCUUGAUGUAAUUAUAGAUGAACGAUCAAAGUUUGAACAGCGUGAUCAGCAAAGGCAUGUAUUUCGUAUGCUAGACAUGGUAAUACUCUCACGCGGACUUUUACUUAUAAAGAUGCUCGUCGAGAAAAAUAUUUUGACGCCAAAAGAAUGGCUAUUUGCACAGCUUCGAAUGAAUGACUCUAAGAUUCGAAUGAAAUUGGCUCAUGAAAAUUAUAAUAUUCUUAAUAUUAAUGCACUUAUCGAAAGUAUCAAUGCUUGUCUCAAUGUAGAGUCUCUAACCUUAAUAUUUGAUGAGGCGCAAGUUCUAUGUAGAUCCGAGUAUGGAGAAUACAAAAGGAGCUCAGUUCCAAACAAAAAAUGGAAUCUCUUGCAGGCUUACAUUGAACAUCUUACUCAUCUUCCUGUUACCUGUCUUCUUGCCGGUACUUACAUGCAUAUGUCAAGCGGAAUUUCUCUUGUUACUAGUGUUGGAAAAAAUCGAGGUUUGAAGGAUCAUAUUGUGCUAAAGCUUCCCUUCCUUUCACAUAAUGAUGUCCUGCGGAAUCUCAAUGCUGUAAUUGACCUGACAGAUGUUUCACCCAAAAUUCUUAACUUCUUGGGAUGUCUUCUCAGGGGCCGACCUCGAAACUGUGCAUCGUUUGUUAGGCUAUUGAUAUCAGAGCGGAUUUCAAUUAAUAGAACGAAAGAUCAAAAAACUCAAGAAAUUACUAAACUUAUUAAGAAGUGGUAUGAAAUGAUUUGCAAGGACAUGGCAGAAUAUUUGGAAAAUGCGUGUAAAUAUUUGGAUGCUAAUAAUCUCAAUCCAGAUAGAGCAAUUAUAGAUGUUCUUAGGCUUUGUGUUUUUUAUAAUCAAAAGUACGAAUCAGCCAUAAAGCUUCUUCAACACAGCAUCAUUCCUUGCAAGUCACCAGAAUGCAUCACUCUUGGAUCUAGUGAACUUAUUCCUGAUAUAAUUGAAAUUAACACAUCAUUUGAAUCUUACAUCGUCUCUAGCAUAGAACUUUUUCUUAAAAACACAAGAAGAAAAACUUUGGUAGAAGUCUUUAUUGAUGAAAUUAUCAGGCUCGAUAGCAUUCCAUCAAUUGGUAAUGAAUUUGAUGCAAUCUUUAUUACAGCAAUCAUUCAAAAACGUGGGCUUAAUGUGCGAGAGGAACUUAACAGGUGGAAAAAUGGUCAACAAUUUGAUCUUCCUUCAUGGAUUACUCCCACGAUGAAAUUUGUAACAAUUUCAAAUCUAUCAAAAGCAGUUCCUAUAGCCAAAUAUGUUGAUGAUGAAACUUAUAGCUAUUAUGCAAUCCAACCAGACACCUAUUCAGGGUCGGACUUGGUUAUUUCUCUUGUGGAUGAUAAGCAAAACAUAGUACUGUUAUCAGCAAGCUGUACAGUUUCUGGAAGUCUUAUUGAGCGAGACAAGGUUAAAAAGCAGUUAAUCAAGUCAUGUAUGAAAUUUCAGUAUAUGGAAUGCCCGAGAAGGAGAAAAAACUUUGAAACUGUAGAAUUUUCUCCUUGUAAAAAAAGAACACGUCUCCAAACAGGUCUUGGUGUAAUUCCCGAUGAUACCACGGCCAAAGAGAAUGACUCAGAAGAGGACGAGGGUGACUUAAAAGAGGAAAAGUAUCAACAAGAUUUAAACUUUGAUGAUGUAGAUUAUGAUUUGGACUACACUAAAAGCAUCGAGAAAUACCGGAUAUCUAAUGUCUCUGAGCGUGCAGAGAACCAUGAGAAAAUCAAAACCUCAACUGAGAAUCAAAAACAUAUUUGUGUUUCAGUGGAACUUCCUCGUAGACGUGGUAAAAGACCAGAAUUGUUUCGGUUCAAUGAAUAUGGGGAUCUUGUGAUUAUUGUUGAUGAUC